This is a messenger RNA of Chironomus riparius, 849 nucleotides long. The record is from the annotation of a GenBank genome assembly. Lineage: Eukaryota; Metazoa; Arthropoda; Insecta; Diptera; Chironomidae.
AUGUCAUCAAGCAAUGUAGUCUGCUAUUACCAUGGAAGCAUUAACGUGAGCCUACUUAAUCCACACAUUUGCACUCACAUCAUUUAUACAUCAAUUGGGAUUGACAGAGAUGGAAACAUUAAAUUUCCAUAUGCAGACGAAAUUCAAGUUUUAAGUGAAUUAAAUUUUCUUGAAAAAAUGCGAAAAAUAAAUGAAAAGUUAAAGCUUUUAAUUUCAAUUGGUGACAACUGUGAAGAUCAACAGAAAGCCUUCAAUUCAAUGCUGUCAAGUCAAACGUCGAGAAAAAAUUUUGCAAAAAAUAUUCUUGGAUUUUGCAGGAAAUGCAACUUUGAUGGAAUCGAUAUAAAUUGUCAAUUUCCACAAAAACAGCAGUCGGCAGCCUUUACAGACUUAAUUAAGAGAUUAAAAGAACUCAUAAACGGUGCAUUGUCAUUCGAUGUGUCACUUCCAACAGAAUUUGAUGUCUUUAACUUUGAGGAAACUGUCGAUCCACAAAUCCUGUCAGUCACAGUCAACGCACAUGCCUUUAAUGCCUACGACAUCAAACACAUUUCAAAGAAAGUAAAAUUUAUAAAUUUAAUGACAUUCGACAUGGAAAUGCCUUCUCGUGAGCUUAUAACUGUUGAUCAUGCGGUUAGCAUUUGGCUGUCACAUGGAGCUAAUUUGGGUAAACUUAAUAUUGGUGUUGCUACAUAUGAAUGUAAUGAUAGUAAGACAAUUCGAUCAAAGACUAAUUAUGCAAAAUUUGGAGGUUUUGGAGGUGUUGUGAUUCAUGCAUUUGAUGGAGAUGAUAGUAGUGCUGGAUUUCCGUUGAUUAGGAGUGCAUAUGAAGCUAUUGAUGAGAAAUGA